AUGACCUCCAGAGGACCCCCAUUAAACAGCAAGGUGGCAAUUAAUUGGAAAGCUUGGGAACAUGGGGAGCUGACCGAGGAAUACCGGGGAACCAUGGUUCCUAGUGAAGCCCCCCUACUUCACCGCCAGGUCACCCUUGUGGAUCCUGUGGACAGGAAACCCACGGAGAUAGAGUGGAGGUUCACGGAGGCCGGAGAGCGGGUACGGGUCUCCACGAGAUCAGGAAGAAUUAUCCCCAAGCCAGAUUUUCCCAGAGCUGAUGGCAUUGUUCCGGAAACAUGGAUUGAUGGCCCCAAAGACACAUCAAUGGAAGAUGCUCUUGAAAGAACCUAUGUGCCCCGUCUGAAGACCCUGGAGGAGGAGGUGAUGUAGGCAAUGGGGAUCCAGGAGACCCGGAAACACAAGAAAGUCUACUGGUAUUGAGCCGCGGGCAGGAGCUGCUCCCCUACUUCUGGCUUCACCUGGAGGCUGGGACCACCUCUUCUCCAGACCCCAAUAAAGAGCUG
Echinops telfairi (small Madagascar hedgehog) is the source of this 506-nucleotide messenger RNA. It is a transcript of the gene MRPL24, whose product is annotated as mitochondrial ribosomal protein L24. Lineage: Eukaryota; Metazoa; Chordata; Mammalia; Afrosoricida; Tenrecidae. The record is from RefSeq and is a predicted model, not a curated record. The transcript has 2 exons. Gene Ontology annotation, molecular function: structural constituent of ribosome. Gene Ontology annotation, cellular component: mitochondrion; ribosome. Gene Ontology annotation, biological process: translation.